GGCUUCUUCCUUCUCACCCAGCAGCAGCUGAAGUAGUGUCACUUGGUUGGCUGGUGCUCGCAUUUAGAAGAGUAUUUCUUUUACCUUUGAUAAUCGCUAAUUUGUUAUUUAGUAGUUGUUUAAAGCGAAAAAUUAAUUAUCGUUUUUUGUUCGUAUUUCAAAAGUAAAAUCAAAAUGGAGCCGGGUCGGGGUGCCGGAGAGGGUAAUUUACCCAGGUUGCUCUUCCAACUCGCAAAGGGUGAGCUGACCCCAAAAGGUCGCGAUAAUCUGAAACGAGGCUUGUUAGACAAUACCAUAAAAAAUAUGAAGAUGUCGAAUAAAACUUCGUUUCAAAAGUAUCAACGAUAUACCCCCUCGCCGGUGUAUGGGCUUGAGUGGUGUCGAAAUGGGAAUAUGCUGCUUUCUGCUCAUGGCGACGGAAUUGUCAACAUUCAUGACCGAAGAACUCAAGCGAAUGUGAUGCACACUCCUCCAAGUACUUCAGACGGGCAUUUUGACGCGGCCAACGGAUGCACAGAAAUUGAUAGUAACUACUUUGCUAGUUAUUCGGAUGAUAAAACAGUUCUUGUUUGGGAUUUGAGAAAAAUGGCGAGUUGGGUAAAGAAGUGUGUGGGUCAUAAGAACUGGGUGAAGAAUGUGAAUGUCAUGCAUGAUGGGAGAUCAUUGGUCACUAGUGGUUGCGAUCAGACCAUACGAAGUUAUGACUUAACCAGUCCGGCGUCUGCACUCGAAUCCGAUCCAUUAUUAUAUUUUGAUGGCUUGUGCCGCACUAAGCUAAACCCGUUCGACAAUACGCUCUACAUUACUACUUGGAGGACAAAUGUGCUUGCUAUUAAGAAUCUGGAUCUCGAACACUUGGAGAAGGAUUCGCUGAAUUAUUAUCUGACAGCUAUGAAGGAAAUUAAGACGGACAAAUAUAUACCCCCGUUCGCCAAAACUAGGAACCGUCUCGAUAUUGUUCAUUAUGUUCCAUACAACGGCAACUCUCUUUCAUCUGGUCAAUCAUUAGACAUCCACCCAGAAGGGACUUGCUGCGCUGUUCGUUGUAUCCGAGAAGAGUCAUCGUCAUAUCGCCCCCAAAAAAAGUUUGAAUGGUUGUCUGUUUAUGAUUUGACUUCUGGAAAUGUUGUUCCUGCAAACUCCGAGGAGCUUAAACAACAACCUCACGAGGAGGACGACUAUUCUCAAGAGUUUACUGAAUGGUUACAGAAUGUAAACUGGGACCUUUUAGAUGCCAGGUCCAAAUGGAAGAUUUGGAAAACAGUCAAAUUAACGGACAAGGUCGAAUUGGAUUUGUUGCGGAAUGCGACAUUGACUAAAUUGCGGUUAAGUAUGCUAUAUAGUCAGUGGAAUGAGACCGAGGUCAACUCACAGGAGAUGUACCGUUCUCAAUAUUACAAAGAGUGUGCUCCCUUCUCGGACGGAUUGAUCAAAGAAAUCAGUUUCUCGAGUUGUGGGCGUCUUAUCCUAGAUCCUAGUCCCCAAGGGUUUCAGCUUCUAGGCUUUGACGGCGAUCUUAACAAUUACUCAUUCGAUCCAGUAGCUCAAGAUACGAACAACCAGUAUAAACCCCUUACGGUAGUGAAGGAGUUUAUCCUUACGGUACCUUAUUUGAGGAACACCCCUCCCAAAUUUGAGAAUUGUCUGUGCGCCAAGUUUUCCCCGGAUAAUUCCAUCAUUGUGUGUGGAUCUCUAGAAGGGAAAGUAACGUGGUGGAAAGUACCCAAUGACCUGAUGCGCAAAGCCCCGAUGAACAACUACCAAGACCUGAUUGACAAAGCCCUGAAGCACAAUAAUGAUUUAAGACUUCGAUUCAAUUUUUAUGAAAAUGAUUUCUCACAUUUUCACUAAUUUUUUUAUAUUUUGUUACAUUUUUUAAAGGUUUGUAUUGAAGCUUAUUUAAUACUUCAAUAAUAAUUUUGUGAUUUACUUAGUCUCGUAAAAAUAAAACCAAUCGGUACAAAGGGUAUUAUAAAUAUAGGUAUUAUAAAUUAUCUCAAAUAUUUAUAUAUAUCCCUAUAAAAGAGAUUUGUUCUUUAUGAAUAAUAUUUACAUGUGUAAUAAUUUAUAUGUAAAAUAAUACAAAGUCAGCCAAAGUAAUCAUUUAUCUCUCAAUGCAGAGCAGUUUAUUGUUUGUUUUUUCGCCAAACUUAAUCAACAAUUGAUAUUUUAUUAAUAAAAUGUUAUUUGUCACACGGUAGUAAAUUAGCAAUAAAUAAGGAGAAAUAUAUAGUCGUAGUAUAUUUCCACGUAAUAUAUAGUCCAUAGUUAACGCUUAAUCAUCAUCAGUUAAUGAGUAAGUAUGA
This is a messenger RNA of Folsomia candida, 2306 nucleotides long. RefSeq names its product DDB1- and CUL4-associated factor 10 homolog. Lineage: Eukaryota; Metazoa; Arthropoda; Collembola; Entomobryomorpha; Isotomidae. Gene Ontology annotation, cellular component: Cul4-RING E3 ubiquitin ligase complex. The transcript has 5 exons. Bases 175 to 1851 code for a protein of 558 amino acids. The record is from RefSeq and is a predicted model, not a curated record. Gene Ontology annotation, molecular function: protein binding.